Messenger RNA from Papaver somniferum (opium poppy), 1410 nucleotides. RefSeq names its product salutaridinol 7-O-acetyltransferase-like. The coding region runs from base 1 to 1410 and encodes 469 amino acids. The record is from RefSeq and is a predicted model, not a curated record. Lineage: Eukaryota; Viridiplantae; Streptophyta; Magnoliopsida; Ranunculales; Papaveraceae. The transcript has a single exon.
AUGGAGGUCGAAAUCGUUUCGAAAGAGAUCGUCAAACCUUCAUCACCAAUCCCUCAUCACCUUAAAAAUUUCAAACUCUCCCUACUCGAUCAACUUCUUCCACCUCUUUAUGUGCCCAUUUUUAUUUUUUACUCCAACGAUGAUGAUCAUCCCUUUUCGAGUCAUGGCAGUCAAUGUAGAAAAUCAGAUAUUCUCAAGAAAUCAUUAUCUGAAACCCUAACUAAGUUCUUCCCUAUCGCUGGUAGAAUCAAAGAUAACAUCUUAGUUGAUUGUACAAAUGAAGGUGUCGAUUAUAUCGAAACUAAAGUUCAUGGCCUUAUGUCUGAUUUUAUGAGUGUGGAUGUAGUACACCAACUUAGUCCAUCUCAUAUCCUUGCAGAUAUCAAUGGUGCUGCUAAACAAGCUCAGUUGGUUGUUCAGGUGAAUAUGUUCGACUGCGACGGAGUAGCCAUUAGUGUGUGUUUAUCACACAAGGUAGUCGAUGCGUGUACAGCCAUGACAUUCUUAAACGCUUGGGCAUCCAAUGCUCGUGGCGUACAGACUGAAGAGAUUGUUUAUCCAACUUUCGAUUCGUCAUCCAUCUUCCCAGCACUACCUAUGGAGAGACAAGUACCACCAUUUGAACCUGAUGAUGCGGUGAAAGGAGAGAAUGUCAUAACAAAAAGGUUCAUAUUCCAUGCGGCCGGAGUAGCUUCCCUCCGUGAAAUUAUUGCAGCGUCAAGAAGUGGCAUCUCUGUGUUUUCAAAAUACCCAACUCGUGUUGAGGCCAUAUCCGCACUGAUUUGGAAGACCUUUAUCGAUAUCGAUAGGGUCAAAAUGCGUCGCAGUUCUCCGCCAUCUACAAAAACACCGGUGGCACUCAAAUCCUUGGUAAACUUUGCUGUGAAUUUGAGAACGAGGUUAGAACCACCACUGCCUCAAGCAUCAUUCGGGAAUGUCAUAAUGGAUGCAACAGCGGAAACAAUGACUACUGCAACGAGUAAUGACGACGAGAAUAGCAACGAUUUUGCAAAGAUAUUGGAUGGAUUAGUAGGACAGCUAAGGGCAGCAAUAAACGAGAUCAAUGGAGACUACAUAAGAAAACUCAAAGAUGGUGAUAUUGAUUUCUUAAAGUCAAUCGGAAACUCGUCUCAUCUCAGGAAUAUCAGUGCCGGUGGUAAUGAUGAUGGGGGUAUCAAAGUUCAGGUAUGUUGGAUUAGUAGUUUGAGUAGGUUUCCAUUCUAUGAAACUGAUUUUGGAUGGGGAAAACCGUGUUGCAUAGCUUGUAAUACUACUGGUGAAUACAAAAACUCUCUUUUGAUCAUGGACACAAAAUGUGGUACCGGAAUAGAAGCCUGGAUAAGUUUAGAAGAGGAAGACAUGUCAACAUUCGAGGAAAAUCAUCAACUUUUGCAUUAUGCUAAAACUUAA